This is a messenger RNA of Esox lucius (northern pike), 1524 nucleotides long. Its product is annotated as olfactory receptor 1052. Gene Ontology annotation, biological process: G protein-coupled receptor signaling pathway. Gene Ontology annotation, cellular component: membrane. Bases 1 to 972 code for a protein of 323 amino acids. The record is from RefSeq and is a predicted model, not a curated record. The transcript has 3 exons. Gene Ontology annotation, molecular function: olfactory receptor activity; G protein-coupled receptor activity. Lineage: Eukaryota; Metazoa; Chordata; Actinopteri; Esociformes; Esocidae.
AUGAACAACACCCAGCCCAGCUCUGUUACCUUCUUCAUCCUCCAAGGUCUGGGUAGUCUGGGGGAGAAGAAGAUGAUCCUGUUUGUCAUCUUCCUGCUGGCCUACACCAUAAUACUAGGAGGAAACAGCAUGAUCAUCUACCUGGUGCGGACUGACCCAAAGCUGGGCUCCCCCAUGUACUUUUUCCUCCACAACCUGUCCUUUGUGGACAUGGUGUAUACCACGGUCACCAUCCCUAACAUGUUGUCAGGCUUCCUGACUGACGUCAAGAUUGUGUCCUUCCCCGGCUGCUUCCUCCAGAUGUACAGCUUCAUUCAACUUGGCCUUACCGAUCGCGCCCUUCUGACUGUCAUGGCCUACGAUCGCUAUGUUGCCAUCUGUAAUCCUCUCCGGUACACCACCGUGAUGACCCGCCCUGUCCGUCUGCUCCUCAUCGUCGGAGCGUGGACCUUCGGUGCUUUCUUUACCUUACCAGCAAUUACCAUGGCAACGCAGCGUUCGUACUGUGGACCCAAUGUGGUGCGCCACUGCUGGUGUGACCCGUCCUCACUGAGGGUUCUGGUGUGUGGGGACACACAGGUGGAAAAUAUGGUGUCGCUCUCCUCUGCGGUGAUAUCACUACUUACCACAGGCCUGCUUAUCCUGAUUUCCUACAUCCUCAUCGUUAUGGCGAUCGCUAAAAUGGGCGCUACCCAGCGACUGAAGGCAUUCACCACCUGUGUUGCCCACCUGACAGUUGUCACUAUAUCUUACACCUCUGCCGCGUUCGUCUACAUCUCCUACCGUGUGGGAAACAUCUCUCCAGAGGUGCGUAUCAUUGUGUCGGUUCUGUACUCAAUUCUGACUCCGUUCCUGAACCCGAUGAUCUACAGCCUGAGGAACAAGGAGCUGAGAGAUGCCAUCAAGAGAGCAUUCUGCCCACACACAGACAUUUUGCCACAGGGCUGCAAAACACUCAACAUAAUGUCUUGACACAAAAUACAUUAUUCUAUCAAUCACAUUUUUUAUUAAAAUAAUUGUAUAAACCCCCUUUUACAACACCAGCAAGAAACAGAAAUAUUAACAAAAUGACCUCAAAACACUCAAUCCAACAUACUGACCAUAAAACACUCAACACAUCUAUCAAUCACAUUUUUAUGAAGCCUUUUUAUAUAUGCAGCAAAGCCAUAGCAUUUAGCAGUCACUUAUUCUAAAUCUGAAAAAGGCAACUUCUAAAUGUAAUGCAGCAAUUAAGGCAUAACUUAUCUAAAUCUGACUUGAGUAUCCACUUUCUGUGCCUGUGACUGUCUACUACUAUUAGAUGGUGUCCUUCUAUCCCCAUUACUUGUAUUCCAUUGACCUCUUUACCACAUCUAUGAUUGAUUGUUCGGAAAGCAGAACAACUUCAUCUUUAUUUAUCCAGCUUUACACAUGUUGUGAAUUAUACAUCUUAAUACAUUUGAGUUAAUAGCUCAAAAUUCAAAUGGAAUUGCAUUGUGUGACAUGGAAUGUAACUAUAUUUGUUUUUAAUGUAUCAUAAAUAAG